AUGCCGUUUAUGCAUGGAUCGAUGCCGCUUCGGCGCACAUUUUUCUAUUUACAACAGGGAAAAAUCAAAUUCCGUGAUACGGUUCAUGUCUUCUCUUUGGGUUUCAAUCGAAAUCCAACACCAGAACAAGCUGGAGCUCGAGAUUUUGUAUAUUGGCAUUGGGCUCAAUUACAAUAUCAUAAUCCAAAAGUUCAAUUGGUGAAACACGUCGAUAAAGUUAUUACACCAUUUGCUAGAGCGUAUUUAGGUUUGUUAAUUUUUUAAGGGAAUUUCAGUUUUAAAAGUUAUUGAAACCGAAAUUCACAAUUCAAAUGUUAUCAGAUCCCGAAGUGCUUUAUUAUCCUCCAAACUUCAAUCUGUUUUCAGUCAUUUUAUCUCAAAAAUAAUUUAAUCGAACAUUCCCUGUUUGACAAUCUGAAAAAUGGAAGAUAAUGUUAAUUUUUGAAAAAUCGAACGUUUUCCUAGGUUAAGCCGACUUACUUCUUUUGACUACAUUUCGAAAAACAAAUGGAAAAAUAAUAGCGUCAGUUCUAGCUUUUCUGGAAUUAAGAAAUGAGCAAAAGUAUUGACGUUGAGUUAUUAUAAUUUAAGCUCAUAAAUAGGUCACGCGAAUAGACAGAUCAAAUAUAUAAUUUAAUUUUUUUUCAGAAGAUGGCCGUGAAGUUCUUUUCGAUUUGGAAAACUUGAAACGAGAAGAAAUCGAAGAAACUCUAGCAAAAACUUUGGGAAAAACCGAAUUAGUUGAAAGAAGAGAACGACUCGAAAGUAUUGCCAAAUUGAAUCCUGCCGAUUUUGGAAGCAAAAAUGAGCGACAAUGUAUUUGUGAAGUUCAAGGUCAACAUCCAUGCACAAGUUUAUUGAGAGCACCAAAAUGUGUGACUGGAAAAUGGCGAUGGAAUCACAAUUUGAUCUAA
Caenorhabditis angaria is the source of this 914-nucleotide messenger RNA. The record is from the annotation of a GenBank genome assembly. Lineage: Eukaryota; Metazoa; Nematoda; Chromadorea; Rhabditida; Rhabditidae.